Messenger RNA from Hirsutella rhossiliensis, 2841 nucleotides. Its product is annotated as dip2/Utp12 family domain-containing protein. Gene Ontology annotation, biological process: maturation of SSU-rRNA. The record is from RefSeq and is a predicted model, not a curated record. Lineage: Eukaryota; Fungi; Ascomycota; Sordariomycetes; Hypocreales; Ophiocordycipitaceae. Gene Ontology annotation, molecular function: snoRNA binding; protein binding. The coding region runs from base 1 to 2841 and encodes 946 amino acids. Gene Ontology annotation, cellular component: Pwp2p-containing subcomplex of 90S preribosome; small-subunit processome. The transcript has 3 exons.
AUGGUCAAGUCGUACUUGAAAUACGAGCAUGCCAAGUCGUUUGGCGUUGUCGCGACCGCCACCUCCAACAUCGUCUGGACGUCCAAAGAUCGAACGGGCGCGAGCGCAGGACAGGCAGUUGUCGCCGCAAACGAACAAGUCCUGUGCUGGGACAUCAAAAAGGGAGAGCUCCUGGGCCGAUGGAGGGAUGAGCGUUGUUCCGUGUCCGUCUCAGCAAUCGCCCAGAGCCAGACCGACAAGGAUGUUUUUGCCGUCGGCUACGAGGACGGCAGCAUCCGGCUCUGGGACAGCAAGAUUUCCACCGUCAUAGUCAACUUCAAUGGCCACAAAUCCGCCGUCACGCAACUCGCCUUUGAUAAGUCUGGCGUCCGGCUCGCCAGCGGCUCCAAGGACACCGACGUCAUCCUCUGGGACUUGGUCGCCGAAGUCGGCCUCUACAAGCUGCGAGGCCACAAGGACCAAGUGACGGGCCUCCAUUUCGUCGAACCAGAACAACAGAUUGAGAACGAGGACGGAUCGAUAGCCAUGGUGCGCGACGGCCAGGACGCCUCUGACGGGUUCCUCCUCACCACCGGCAAAGACUCGCUGCUCAAGCUCUGGGACCUUUCCUCGAGGCACUGCGUCGAGACGCACAUAUCCCAGACGAACGGCGAAUGUUGGGCUCUUGGCGUGUCUCCCGAUCUCAGCGGUUGUGUGACUGCAGGCAACGAUGGAGAGAUGAAGGUCUGGUCGCUGGACGCAGAUGCCCUGGCCACGAGCGCGCGACGGGUAGACGUUUCGCCAACAGUGCAUUACAUAUCCGGUCGCGGCACGCUCCACCGGCAGAGCAAGGAUCGCGCUACCGAGGUCAUCUUUCACCCCCAGCGCGACUACUUUGCCGUCCACGGAUCAGAAAAGGGGGUCGACGUAUGGCGCAUCAAGUCGCAGGCCGAGAUCAAGAAGACGUUGGCGCGGAAGCGGAAACGGCGCAGGGAAAAGCAAAAAGACGACGAGGCCAACGCCGACAUUAGCGACAUAUUCGUCCAAUACGUCAUCAUAAGAACAGGCGGAAAGGUCCGCUCCGUCGACUGGGCCCUUGGUGGUUCUCAGAAAGGCCUCAACCUGUUAGUGGGGACGACAAACAACCAGCUGGAAUACUACAGCAUACCGUCCAAGGACAAGAGCGAUCGGAAGAAAACGCAGGACAUUCCUGACUAUACCCGAGCGUUGUCGGUCGAACUCCCAGGCCACCGCGCAGAUAUCCGAUCCCUCGCCCUCAGUUCUGACGACAAGAUGUUGGCGUCAGCAGCCAAUGGGUCCAUGAAAAUAUGGAACAUCAAAACGCAGACUUGCAUUCGAACGUUUGAUUGUGGCUAUUCUCUCUGCUGUGCUUUUUUGCCGGGCGACAAGGUAGUCGUGGUGGGCACCAAGAGCGGUGAGCUUCAGCUCUUUGACGUUGCGUCUUCAUCCCUCCUGGACAGCGUGCAGGCCCAUGAGGGGGCCAUCUGGUCACUCCAUGUCCACCCCGAUGGUCGCUCCGUCGUCUCGGGCAGUGCGGACAAGAGCGCCAAGUUCUGGGACUUCAAGAUAGUCCAAGAAGAGAUUCUGGGCACAACGAGAAAAACGCCCAAGCUGAAAAUCGUCCAGUCCAGGGCGCUCAAGGUGACUGAUGACAUACUCAGUCUCAAGUUUUCUCCCGACGCCAAACUCUUGGCCGUGUCACUACUGGACAACACGGUCAAGGUGUUUUUCGUCGACUCUCUGAAGCUGUACCUCAACCUCUACGGACACAAGCUGCCUGUGCUGAGCAUGGACAUAUCCUACGACAGCAAGCUCAUCGUGACAAGCUCGGCGGACAAGAACAUCAGGGUGUGGGGCCUCGACUUUGGCGAUUGCCAUAAGGCUCUUUUCGGGCACCAGGACAGCAUCCUGCAGGUGGCGUUUGUGCCGCACAACGCGGAUGGCAACGGGCACCAUUUCUUCAGCAGCAGCAAGGACAAGACGAUCCGCUACUGGGACGGAGACAAGUUUGAGCAAAUCCAAAGGCUCAACGGCCACCACGGGGAGGUGUGGGCCAUGGCCAUCAGUCGGAUCGGCAACUUUAUUGUCAGUGCUGGCCAUGACAAGAGCAUCCGAGUUUGGGAGGAAAGCGACGAGCAAAUUUUCCUCGAGGAAGAGCGGGAAAAGGAGAUUGAGGAGCUGUACGAGAGCACCCUGACGACAUCGCUCGAGAAGGAACCGGAAGCCGAGGACGAAAAUGGCGAGGUUGGCGCCGCAGGCAAGCAAACGACGGAGACGCUCAUGGCUGGAGAAAGGAUCCAAGAAGCUCUCGAGAUGGGCAUGGCUGACUUGAACCUGAUGAAGGAGUACGAGGAGGCCAAGCUCUCGGACUCCCACGCGGCGCCUCCGCAGAGGAACCUGGUGUACAUGGCCCUGGGCGGCAUCACCGCCGAGGAGCACGUCAUGUCUGUGCUGCAGCGCAUCAAGGCCUCGGCGCUGCACGACGCGCUGCUCGUGCUCCCCUUUGCGUCGGUGCCGGUGCUCUUCACCUUUGUCAACAUCUUCGCCACACGAUCGAUGAACAUGCCGCUGACGUGCCGCAUCCUCUUCUUCAUGAUCAAGACCCACCACAAGCAGAUUGUGGCGAGCCGGACGAUGAGGGCGAUGAUGGACGGCAUCCGCACGAACCUGAGGGAGGCGCUCAAGAGGCAAAAGGACGAGAUGGGGGUCAACAUUGCGGCGCUCAAGGUGGUGGGGAUGCAGAUCCGCGACAAGAGCGUCAAGGAAUACGUGGACGAGGAGUGGGAAGAGGAGAGCGCCGAGAGGAGCGCCAAGAAGAGAGCCUUUGUGCAUGUAGCGUAA